AUGUCUGACCAGCCCCAACCUUCCACUCUCAAGUCCGUCGUCGACUCCACCACUGGUGCUGUCCAGAACGUUAUCGGCAACCUGACUGGCAACACAAGCGACCAGGCUGCUGGCGACCUCAAGAAGCAGAAGGCCGAGGCAGAGCACGAUGCUUCUCACGCUACCGCUAAGCUCCCCGGUGCCACCAUCUCCGGCUCUGGUGCUGCUGCCAAGGAUGACCCCAACCGCACUGAUGGUUCUUGGAACCAGACUGCUGGGUCCGCCAAGGAGACCAUUGGAGGCCUUAUUGGCAACGAGUCCUUGAAGCAACAAGGCCGUGAGCAGAACCUCGAGGGACGUAACCAAGAGGCCAAGGGUCAGCUCAGCGACCUUGGAUCAGGUAUCGGCGACCGUGUUCAGGGUACUGUUGGAGGCGCCGUCUCCAACCUCACUGGCGACAAGGAGAAGGAGGCUCACUACGACGAGCUCCGUGCCGAGGGCAAGACCCGCCAGCGUGGCGUCGAGCACGAUGUCCAGAAGCAGGCUGAGGCUGAGCACCGUGGUUAA
Messenger RNA from Fusarium pseudograminearum CS3096, 546 nucleotides. RefSeq lists its product as uncharacterized. Bases 1 to 546 code for a protein of 181 amino acids. The transcript has 2 exons. The record is from RefSeq and is a predicted model, not a curated record. NCBI's taxonomy places the organism in Eukaryota, Fungi, Ascomycota, Sordariomycetes, Hypocreales, Nectriaceae.